CCACAUUCCGCUUCACUGUUUGACCCACUUCUGAGUGAAUAGGUCUCUUGCACAGCGGUCAGAACAGCUCGCGCGGUGUUGCUCCGGUGCUUGUACUGCUGUCCAGUCCAGGUCCAGUAAAACCGCCGGUUUGUUUAUUUGUUUAUUUAUUCGAGAGCCGGUCGGCGGUGUUGUGUUUUCCCACCAUGCCACACCGAACGCUCCACCUGUUCCGUAAGGGUCUUCGCCUCCAUGACAACCCGACACUGCUGGGGGCGCUAGAGUCGUCCUCCGUGGUGUUCCCGGUGUACGUGCUGGACCGGGCGUUUGAGGAGGAAGUGAUGCGGGUGGGCUUCCUGCGGUGGCGUUUCCUCCUGCAGAGCCUGCUGGACCUGCACGGCCGCCUCAGCGUGGUGGGCUCGCGGCUGUAUGUGCUGCGGGGGUCCCACAGGGCCGUGCUGAGAGAGCUGGUGGUCCGCUGGGGGAUCACUCAGAUCAGCUUCGACUCUGAGACGGAGCCGCACCACACGGUCCUGCAGCGGGAGCUCAGAGAGAUGGCCGAGGAGCUCGGACUGACCGUCAACACCUGCGUCUCACACACACUCUACGACCCCAGGAGGAUUAUAGAUGCUAACGGUGGAGAAGCUCCUUUAACCUAUAAAACAUUUCUGCGAGUUCUCUCAGACAUCGGAGAACCGGACAAACCGGUCAGGGACAUCACCACUGAAGACUUUCAGCGGUGUUACACUCCAGAUGAAGCAGAGUGUGAGCAGUAUUGCGUCCCGUCUCUGUCUGAACUGGGUCUGGAGGGUCCUGAUGAAGCUCAGGCUGAAGUUCUGUGGCCUGGAGGAGAAACUCACGCUCUGCAGAGGCUUCACAAACACCUGGAGAGUCAGGGCUGGGUUGAGAACUCGAAGCCUCAGGCAGUUCCAAACUCUCUGUGGCCGAACACAACAGGCCUCAGUCCGUACUUCAGCUUUGGCUGUCUGUCCGUCCGCACCUUCUACCACACACUCAGCAGAGUGUACGCAAGGGCGAGGAACCACGCUCUGCCCCCUGUGGCUCUGCAGGGUCAGGUUCUGUGGAGGGAGUUCUUCUACACCGCUGCUACGCACACGCCCAACUUCACCAGGAUGGAGGGGAACCCCAUCUGUUUACAGAUCCACUGGAACCACGACCCCGACUCUCUGCAGAAAUGGAGAACCGCUCGGACGGGUUUCCCCUGGAUCGACGCCAUCAUGACCCAGCUGAGGCAGGAGGGCUGGAUCCACCACCUGUCCCGACACGCUGUGGCCUGUUUCCUCACCCGCGGUGACCUGUGGAUCAGCUGGGAGGAGGGUAUGAAGGUGUUUGAGGAGUACCUGCUGGACGCUGAUUACAGUGUAAAUGCGGGGAACUGGAUGUGGCUCUCCGCCAGCGCCUUCUUCCACCAGUACAACCGCAUAUUCUGCCCUGUUCGCUUCGGCCGCCGCACUGACCCUGAGGGUCACUACAUACGGAAGUACGUGCCUGUGCUGAAGAAUUUCCCCUCCAGGUUUAUCUAUGAGCCGUGGACCGCUCCAGAGGAGGUGCAGCUGCAGGCCGGCUGCAUCAUCGGUGAGGACUAUCCGUUGCCGAUGGUUUGCCAUGCAGAGGCGAGUGAGAGGAAUUUGGCUCUGAUGAAGGAAGCGCGGAGCCGCCAGGAGAACACGGCCAAACUCACACGAGAUGUGGCGGAGGAGCCGGUGGACGUGUGUGUGAAGCGUGAGCUGGGUGAGAAGGACCAGCCCUCCAAACGCUUCAGCUCUGACCCUCAGAGCCGCCCCUGCAGCUGGGGGCAGGAAACCCCACGCCUGCCGGAGAUCACAGGACAGGCCAUGUAAAAUACUGACCCUCACACUGCAGCACCAAAGAGACCAGCGCCACUGAUGAACGGGAGAUCCACACGGACCACCACAGUCGCUGAAGUUGCAUAGAAACGGAUCACAACGUACAAACUUCACAGCUGAGAUGUGAAACUGUGUUUUUGGUUCUCGGUCCAGCAGCGACACUGAGGUGUUUAAAAACUCCAGCAGCACUGCUGUGUCUGAUCCACUCAGACCAGCACAACACACACUAACACACCACCACCACGUCAGUGUUACUGCAGUGCUGAGAAUGAUCCACCACCCAAAUAGUACCUGCUCUGUGAGGGUCCAUGGGGGUCCUGACCACUGAAGAACAGGGUAACAAAGUAUGCAGAGAAACAGAUGGACUACAGUCUGUAACUGUAGAACUACAAAGUGCACCUAUACGGUCAGUGGAGCUGAUACAGUGGACAGCAAGUAUAGAUACAAGGUGGUGUGGCCGGUAGGUGUUUAUACAGUUUACAUUAAAUUCUCUGACCUGUGAGCCAAAGAAAGGACAGCAUCUGAUAGGCUAAUCAGAAAGUUGUCCAGCUUCAGCUGUUCUAGUGCUGCUAGCUGCUAGUUGCACUUCUAAUUACUGCUGCAGGACCACCUGAAGUUACUCGUUUCACACAUUCUACCUCUGUAUAGCGUGAGCAAGAAGGAACACCUUGAUACUUACAGGUUAGACUGUCCACUCAGCCUGCACGAACAACACGGUGCGUCCCAGAAACACCGCAGCACUUCAGACACAGACGUCAAGUCUGUUUUUUCUGCAUGCUGCAGGAACCAGACGUCCACCUCUAAAAGCUCCCUCACAGAAAGUUCCUACAUGAAAUGGUUAUGAAUUCACUGCCUGAUGACUGAGACACUGUUUUAUGAUAGUUUAGAGAACUUAAACUCCAUUCAUGGUGGAGGGAUACAUGCAGGGCGCUGUGAGGCAAAAUAGUCCCCAAAGAAAACUUAUUAUUUCAGAUUUUCCACUAUUUUCCAUCAUCAACAUUCCAUAUAAACUCAGGUUCACUGGUGGUUCUGGAGCAGUAUUCAUAGUCUGAACUCAUGUUUGAUGACGCGUCCUCUGAGUUCUGCGUUUCGUAUUUUCCAAAGAGAAGCCAACACUCCAGUGUGUCUCAUUUAUAGAGGAGGGUUGUGGGUAAGAGGUAUCCCUUGUGGUGGAUACCUGUUAUUGCAGUUUUCUUCCAAAUCACAAACACUUCCGUUUCUCCACGUGCUUCCUGAGUUUGCUGUUGCUGUCAGUGAAAUAAAUGCAGAUUGGGUGAAAGUA
This is a messenger RNA of Colossoma macropomum (tambaqui), 3129 nucleotides long. RefSeq names its product cryptochrome circadian regulator 4 (gene cry4). NCBI's taxonomy places the organism in Eukaryota, Metazoa, Chordata, Actinopteri, Characiformes, Serrasalmidae. Gene Ontology annotation, molecular function: FAD binding; DNA binding. The record is from RefSeq and is a predicted model, not a curated record. Gene Ontology annotation, biological process: entrainment of circadian clock by photoperiod; circadian regulation of gene expression. Gene Ontology annotation, cellular component: nucleus; cytoplasm.